AAUGAAAUUCCACCUUUAAUUUAAGACCAAAGAGAAGAUUAGAUUUGUUUGUGCGUGUUUUAAAUUUAUUUUCAAGCAAGAGAACAAAUAUUUUUUAAGAAAGCACUGUGCUUUUACACAUCUCUGAAGAAAUUUCAAACAGUGAAAUAUUAUUAUAUAUUUGCAACAUGAGACGUUCACCCAGGGAACGUAAAGAUUGUUUGAAACUUGCAUUACAGCGAACAUUAGUUUUACAGAAUGUAAUCAAUAAAUCUACCGUAAAUAAGCUAAAUGAAGUUAUAAAUGAAGCUGACAUUGUUGCUAAUGAGACAAAUAUACAAGAGAAAGCUGUUAAUCAGCAGGAAGUACUUAUGGAUUCACAAAUGAUGAUAUCAUCUUCCAAAGUCUUGAAAACUUGUACCAUCUCUCUGACAAAAAAAAUGAACGACUAUGAUUGCAUUGACUUUGCACAAAAAUUGGUGAAAUAUGUACAAGGAAUGUCAGACAAUUCAGAAUUACCACCAGAUUGGUCGCUAUUAGAGCCACAAGUAACAACAUUGUUUAAAAGAGUGCCUAAUUGCAAUACACUCUUAGGUACAUUAGAGCCUUUAGAGAAGAAAGUUUUAGUUAGGAAAAAGCCUGAACAAAGAGUAGCACAGCAAGCUGCAAUGAUAGUACCUGAGAAAGUGGUGCAAGCUGCAAAUAUCAAGGAUGAAGACAGUGUGGAACGAACUGUGAGGAAGAUUAGAAAAUUAAUUGUAACUUAUUAUAGAGAAACACAAAAACCGCUUGAUUUUUUCAAAUUAAUUCUACAUCCACGAGAUUUUGGAAGGACUGUCAGAAAUAUGUUGUACAUAUCAUUUCUCGUGAAAGAUGGAAUUGUGACACUGAGAAAAGAUACUAAUGGAAACCUUGUUGUACAACCAUGUCAUAAAGAAAAAAAUUUGCAAAGAAACGAUACUAGAACAGGCAUUCAAAAUGUAAUUUCCUUAAACAUGAAGCAAUGGAUGAUAUUAACAAACAUGCACAAAUUGAAGAAACCAAUGAUUGAUUUUGAUGAAGAUAAGUGAUGCUAUUUAUAGAUUAACGCAUUUUUUGUCAGCCUAAGAGCCUCGAGACGCAUAUAUAAUUUAUCUUGUUAUUUUAUAUUUACAGAAUAUUGCAUUAAGUGUAUUGCCAGUUAUGCUAUAUUAAAGAAAAGAAUAAUUUUUUGGUAGUAUUACAAUAGUCU
This is a messenger RNA of Camponotus floridanus (Florida carpenter ant), 1210 nucleotides long. It is a transcript of the gene Nse4, whose product is annotated as non-structural maintenance of chromosomes element 4 homolog A. The record is from RefSeq and is a predicted model, not a curated record. Gene Ontology annotation, cellular component: nucleus; Smc5-Smc6 complex. The coding region runs from base 168 to 1049 and encodes 293 amino acids. NCBI's taxonomy places the organism in Eukaryota, Metazoa, Arthropoda, Insecta, Hymenoptera, Formicidae. Gene Ontology annotation, biological process: DNA repair. The transcript is spliced from 8 exons.